Messenger RNA from Trichomonas vaginalis G3, 1185 nucleotides. RefSeq lists its product as uncharacterized. The record is from RefSeq and is a predicted model, not a curated record. NCBI's taxonomy places the organism in Eukaryota, Parabasalia, Trichomonadida, Trichomonadidae. Bases 1 to 1185 code for a protein of 394 amino acids. The transcript has a single exon.
AUGGGAUAUGGAACUAUCCCAUUAAGUGAGUUUCAAAUAGAUGAUGAUUGCCAAACCAUUGAUAUUACAGCUCCACGCGAACCAAAAAGCGACGAAACGUUUUAUUUUGUUAUAUUGACGAAAUACGUAAUUAAUACUUCAAACAUUCUCAAUUUAAACUCUUCAGUACAACCAACUACUAUUAAAAGACCUCGCGAACAAAGUUCUGAUUUCGAAUACUUUUUAAUUUCUUUAAAUUCAUCAAUUACUGCAGUAUUUAUCACAGGAUUCUUUCCUGUUCCACUUUUGACUCGAUAUGAUUUUAAAUCUUCCAACAAAACAAAAAUCAACCUUGUUUUCAUUCCAUAUUACGAUACGACAUACCAUAUCCUAACUAAUGCACAAGAAGGAUCAGUAAAAUACUAUACAAAUUCAUCACAAAUAAAACCUUUAGAACCAGAAAACGAAAUUUUCAUUCGCGAAAACAAUUUCCUUAUCAUUUCUUAUACCAUUUUACCAAAUAGUACUAAUCCUUAUAUCGAUUUCGACUCAAUGGAACUCCAUAAUGACAAAUUACGAGAACAAGAUUAUUAUAACGAAAUUCAGAGUAUUAAUAACAAGUAUCAAGACUACGUUUAUAGUGCAAUAUCUCUAGGUAAUAAUAUUUUCAAGAUUUUACCAACAAAUCAAAAUUUGGAAAAUUAUACAGACAUAUGUCUUUUCGAAAAUUGUGCAUUCAUUACAACUCCUCAUAUGGAUGGUUAUAUUUUUGCAAAAGACACGAAAAAUUCUACAAUUGAUCUGAAUAAAGGAUUCACUAACAAAAAAGCACAAAUAAUUAAUUCUACACGUUAUCCAUUCAUUUUACUUUGCAGAAGUGCAGGAUAUCGCUAUUAUUUAACAGGCUUCAAAAAUACUACAAUAUAUUUCAGUAAAGAUGAAUUACAAUUUAAUGUUGGUCAAAUGUAUGUAGAUUUAAAUAACAAUAAAUUUUCUUUUGAUAAUUAUAAAAUUCAAAUAACCUCACCUACUUUUGAAGGUACUUUGCGUUUGACAUUAAAAGACACAAUAAAAAAUGUAUCAUUAACAUUUACAACGAAAAGUCUUUUCAAGAACUCUCUACAACCUGAAUACAUUAAAUUUGAUAUUGAUUCUGAUAUAGGAAUCAUAAAGGAAAACUUUAUGAAAUGUUCUUUCCAAUGUUAA